This is a messenger RNA of Papilio polytes (common Mormon), 740 nucleotides long. Its product is annotated as non-canonical poly(A) RNA polymerase PAPD5-like. Gene Ontology annotation, molecular function: mRNA binding; poly(A) RNA polymerase activity. The record is from RefSeq and is a predicted model, not a curated record. The transcript has 2 exons. Lineage: Eukaryota; Metazoa; Arthropoda; Insecta; Lepidoptera; Papilionidae. Gene Ontology annotation, cellular component: nucleolus; TRAMP complex. The coding region runs from base 153 to 725 and encodes 190 amino acids. Gene Ontology annotation, biological process: RNA 3'-end processing.
UAGUUGAUGAAGUGUCAACCAAACGCGUGUCGUCCAUGUUCCGAAUGUGGUGUGACUUAUUUUUGUUUUGUGUUAAUUUUCAAUGUAAUAGUUAUAAAUGUGAAAUGCUCCAACAUGUGUUAUCCCAUAUAGUUGAACCUUGUUCAGGCUGAAUGGAUCCCGCCGUCGCGUGGUAUCAGCCCGAGCAGGAAGGACCCGCGAAGCGACUCUGGCUUCGUAUUUGGGAGACUCAAAGUGACAUAGACAAAAUGAACUUAAAAAAUUUAGAAAAUUCUAACCCCAAUGUGAAUAAAGCCCCAGACUUUAUACCAAUUAAUGACGUUAAUGGUGAAAAUAGGAAUAAUAAUUACUUCAACCCCGCGCGGAGGAAAGUGAACGACAACCGCGCAUCUACGUUUAACCUGAACAAAAACCACGAUGCGCUCAUAGGUGAAUACGGCGGCUGCCCUUGGAGGCUGGCUAACUACAAUUAUAAGCCUGGCAUAUUGGGGUUGCACGAGGAGAUCGAGCACUUCUACAUGUACAUGUCGCCCUCGGAGACGGAGCACCUAGUGCGCAGUACGGUGGUGACGCGAAUCCGCAGCGCCAUCCUCGCGCUAUGGCCUCAAGCGCGCGUCGAGGUGUUCGGCUCCUUCCGCACCGGACUCUAUCUGCCCACUAGUGACAUAGACCUCGUGGUCAUCGGUAAGUACCUCAAAACACACAUGCUUUACUCCAAUCACUAGUUUAUGUUAUUGUAU